UUUUCUCUUUACCUCGCCAGCAGAGGCAGCAUUAGCAGCGGAAGAAGCAUUGAGGCCAUCACCGGUACGAGCACGGAACAGCAGCUAUGGCACUUUAUAUUCUUGCUAGCUUCAUCCAGAUCUCUCUAGGUCUGUGUGUCAUUGCGGGCCUGGUGUACUUCGUUGCAUCCUCCAUAUACAACCUCUAUUUCCACCCGUUGGCGCGCUUCCCUGGCCCGUUGAGCGGCGCCAUCCAGGAUAUCUGGGUUUCGCGCAAAUGGGUCGGCGGCAGGUGGCCCCACGAGGUCGAGAAGCUGCACGAGAAGUACGGCGACGUCGUCAGGAUCGCACCAAACGAGCUCUCCUUCUCUCAUCCUGACUCCAUGAAGGACAUCUACGGCCAGGUCAACAUCAACCACCCCAAGUUCAUCCCCAAGUCCCGCACCUUUUACCAGCAGACAGACGUUGGCCGCUCAGUCGGCACCGAGGUCGACCCAGUCAUCCACCAGAAGAUCCGCAAGCUGCUGGCACCCGGCUUUAGCGCUUCGGCCCUGAAGCGGCAGGAGGAUGUGGUUCUCCACUACAUCGACCUCCUGGUAGAGCAGAUCAAGGUCCACGGCAGCAAGCCCGGUGGUAUGGACAUGACCGACUGGUUCACCUGGCUGGCCUUUGACGUCGUCGUGGACCUGGCCUUUGGCGACUCGUUCCAGAGCGUCGAGAAUGGUGCGUCGCCUACCUGGCUUGAGAUGUUGGUCAACAGCGGCUUCCAGGUGGCCCUGGGCUUCGUGGUCCGCCGCCGCGCCCGGCUGUUCCAGCAGGCUGUCAGAUUCUGUCUCACCAACGAAAAGAGCAAGCGCAUGCGCAACAGCUACGUCAGCAACGCACGCAACAUGGCUGCCCAGCGGCUGGCCCGCGGCGCCGACGUGUCCCGCUUCGACUUUUUCACCCCGCUGGUGGGCGAGAAGUCGCCCGACGCCACUGUCGGCUUCCUCGCUGCCCAGGGCAGCACUCUUGUCGCGGCCGGCACCGAGACAACGGCCACGUUCCUAACGGGCCUAACGUUUUACCUGCUCAAGAACCCCGAAAAGCUGGCCCGGAUGCAGGCCGAGGUCCGGGCCCGCUUUGGCACCAGCGCCGAGAUCACGGACGAGUCGACGCGAGGCUGCCCGUACCUGUGUGCCGUCGUUGAAGAGGGCCUGCGCAUCUUCAAUCCGGCUGCGUUUGGGCUGCCCCGCGUGAGUCCGGGCACGCAUGUGCAGGGGCACUGGGUCCCCGAGGGAACAAUCUUGGCCGCGGCGGGCCACGUGACGUCGCGCGACCCACGCUGGUUUUACAAGGCGCGCGAGUUCCGCCCGGAGCGGUGGUUGCCACGCGAGCACCCCGCCUAUGAUCCAGUCUACGAGGGCGACCGCAAGGACGCCUCCAAGCCCUUCUCUAUCGGAUCACGCUCCUGCAUCGGCAUCAACCUGUCGUACAUGGAGAUCCGCAUCUGCGUGGCGAAGCUGGCCUGGAACUUCGACUGGCAUCAGGUGGAUCCAGCUGAGGACUUCGUGCGCGAUGCCAAGCUGCUGGGACUGUGGAAGGGGUCUCCGCUACACAUCGGAUACGCCGAGCACGAGAAGGAUGUGUAAAUGGUGACCGAGCUCAUUGGAUACCUGCUAGCGGGUGGCAGCAAGAUUCGCAAGGUUUUGUUUCCCCAUCUGUGGUUGCGGUUUUAUGUCGCUCGUAUCUUAUCCUGUAGCUCAGACUGGCAGUAAACACUGGUUUCUAAGAGGCACAUAUCUCCGUCGAUGCUUUGCACAGUCCUCCUCGCAGCAACUGCCCAGCGGCUAGGAUUCCAGACACGACGCCGAUAGCAAAGACCGGACCCG
Molecule: messenger RNA, 1850 nt
Organism: Gaeumannomyces tritici R3-111a-1
Lineage: Eukaryota; Fungi; Ascomycota; Sordariomycetes; Magnaporthales; Magnaporthaceae
Product: isotrichodermin C-15 hydroxylase
Exons: 6
Coding region: 87-1610 (507 amino acids)
Molecular function (GO): oxidoreductase activity, acting on paired donors, with incorporation or reduction of molecular oxygen; monooxygenase activity; iron ion binding
Source: RefSeq, a predicted model, not a curated record